Penaeus indicus is the source of this 1806-nucleotide messenger RNA. RefSeq lists its product as uncharacterized. The record is from RefSeq and is a predicted model, not a curated record. Gene Ontology annotation, biological process: DNA integration. Gene Ontology annotation, molecular function: nucleic acid binding. Lineage: Eukaryota; Metazoa; Arthropoda; Malacostraca; Decapoda; Penaeidae. Bases 1 to 1806 code for a protein of 601 amino acids. The transcript has 5 exons.
AUGCCGAGGCUAGAUCAGACUAUUGACGAACUGUCCGGCACGAAGUGGUUUACCGCUUUAGAUGCCAAGUCGGCUUACUGGACAAUUGAAGUGGAGCCGGGGGACAGACCAAAGACUGCUUUCAGCUUUCUGGUUACUCCACAGGGCAUCUCCCCAGAUCCGGAAAAGGUUGAGGCCAUCUCAAGGAUGCAGCCUCCACGGACAGUACGUCAGGUCCGUCAGUUUUUGGGUGCCACCGGGUUCUUCCGAAGGCACGUGGAGAACUAUGCCAUGUUGGCGGCCCCAUUAACAACACUUCUGCGGAAAAACGAGAAAUUUGUAUGGGGAGAGAAACAGCAACAGGCCUUUCAACAACUAAAGAACAAAUUAACAACAGCUCCUGUAUUACUCGCUUACUACUCGAGAAAGUUGAGAGAUUCUGAGCGUAAGUUCCCUAUCAUUGACUUAGAAGUUCUUGCAGUAGUGGAGUCAUACAAGCCAGGUGCUUCCCACCAUCUUCCUGAUUUACUCAGUCGGAAGGUAACUGCCAUAGGUUCGGAUCUCGAUCCACAGCAAGUAGCCGAGGCCCAGCAAAAUGACCCGUUGUGGAGAGAAGUAAUAGAUCACCAUAGGGAGAGACGAGCACCCAGGAGGAGGCUUCCGUUUCCUCUGGAUGAGUUCGAGUUGAGAGACGGGUUGCUCUACCAUAAUCGUGUUCUUCAGGAGAGGGUUAUACAGCAGCUCGUGAUACCGAGGUCGUUGCGAGGUAAAGUUCUGGAACUUGUUCUUGGUGAUAGAUCUGCUGCUCAUCCAGGUGUUUUUCGUACAUAUUGCAGAUUACGAGAUCGAUACUAUUUCCCACAGAUGCUGUCAGAAGUCAGAAAGUUUGUUUUAUCUUGUAGGGAGUGUCAGAGGAGGAAAGGUGUGGCAUCUAAGCAGGCCCCUCUCGCAUCUAUGCCUGAAGUUACCCAGCCUUUCGAGAGAGUGUCGGCAGAUUUGAUGGAGAUGGUUUAUUCAGCUAGAGGUCACAGAUACGUCCUAGUGUGUGAGAUAUUAAAAGUGAAAACCAUGAACACUACAAGCUACCAUCCACAGGCAAAUGGUAUGGUAGAAAGGGUCAACAGAGUGGUGAAAGAUUCCCUGGCAACUUUAAUCGGACAGCAUCCUCAAAACUGGGACAAGAUGUUGCCAUACGUACGUCUUGCUCUAAACACCGCUAUACACAGGAGCGUGAACCAAACUCCUCUGUAUCUGUUAAUGGGACGGGAUAGUUACUUUCCAGCCUUGUUGACUAACUACCAAGAGAUGGACGAAGAUGCUGCAAGGAUACCCCGAGGGAGACUACGCGAGGCCCGGGAAACUGCAGUAGAGUCCGCAAGGAAUUCCAGGGAAAGAUGGGCUCGAGACUACGACCGGAAAGUGCGACGAAAGUUUCGUCCAGAGAUCGGUGAGCUCGUGCUGGUACGUAUUACACGACGAGGACGUACGCACAGAGUAGCAGCGCUGGCGCCACGAUGGAGUAGGCCUGUCCGUGUCCUGAAGAAAGUGGGGCCCGUGAACUACGUCGUCCAAGACCCCUACACACCAAACAAGGAACUGAAGUGCCAUAUCAAUCAGCUGAGAAGGUAUGUCCCACGAGAAGAGUUCGUAUUCCCGGAGGCACCGAGGGAGAAUGUACCGGAUCCUGACGAACCCGAUGAUCCCGAUGAUCCUGAAGAAUACCCUGAAGAUGACGAUGACGAGGGAAACGGAGAGUAUAAGGACCUCGCUGUACCUGGCCCUUCCGGACAAGCACCACAACACGAGGAAAGUGAUGCUGACGAGUAA